This is a messenger RNA of Rotaria sp. Silwood2, 1515 nucleotides long. NCBI's taxonomy places the organism in Eukaryota, Metazoa, Rotifera, Eurotatoria, Philodinida, Philodinidae. The record is from the annotation of a GenBank genome assembly.
AUGACUAGUUCUACAAAUAAUAAUAUCCUGAUGGUGAGUCCAGUGGAUGCAAAUGCGUACAAAACUGACCCUUCACAUCGACAUGCAAGAUCGAUCAUUCGAGAAUUCGGUUUGAAUACAUCGACUCACGGUAUUCCAGGUAUUGCACGUAGUCAGAGCCUACCAAAUCGAAUAUUUUGGACGAUGUCUACACUUACGUUUACUGGUGUUAUGGCUUAUUUUAUCACAGAAUCGAUUCUAAAUUUCUUGGAAUACCCCACUCAGACAUUAGUUUCGGUCAUAGAUGAUUCGACUCAAAAAUUUCCAGCUGUUUCAAUUUGUAAUUAUUCUCCACUUCGAUACGAUCUGUUCGUCAAGGAUUUUUUGAAUUAUACCCAUGGUCUAAAUCUUACCGACACAAAUAAUUAUACAUUAACGGAAAAACAAUUCAUGCAAAUUGAAGAUUUUUUUCACUACAAACUGAACAGGAAUGAAUCAAUGAAUGGUUACUUUUUCACAUUGGAAAACAUGCUGAUUACGUGUAAAUUUAAUCAAAUAAAUUGCUACAAAGAAGACUUUGUCUACUUCUUAGAUGCACGCUAUGGCAACUGUUAUACGUUUAAUGCCAAAGCGAAUCAUAUUCGAAAUGGUACUUUACAUAGCUUAGCUGAAAAUGGAGAUUGGGGAAUUUUAGAACUUGAGUUAUACGUUCAUAGUCAUCAGUACGUUCCGUACUGGUCUUCUGCUAUCGGACUCCUCGUUCAAAUUCAUGGUAAUGAACAAAUUCCUCUAAUGCAUUGGAAAGGACACUAUAUCAUGCCAGGACGACGGCAACGAAUACUUUUUAGCAGAAGAACACAGUAUCGUCUGGCGAAACCUUAUUCUGAUUGUGAUACAAAAGUUCCGCUUAUGUUGCAAGUUGCAUUUGAUCACUUUGGUAAUUCCAGUUACACUUACGAACAAUACAUAUGUGCGAUCGUCUGUAUACAAGUAUAUAUUUACACGAAGUGCGGUUGCAUUGAUCCGAAUGAAUGGACGAGUCGGUACCUUGCUAUACCAGGCAUCAAUAAGAUAAUAACUGCACCAGUAUGUAGUAAAGGUAGUACAUGCUAUAGAACAGAGCUUGAUCGCAUAAACAAUGACUACGACGUAUGGCAACAAAAUUGUCCAAUGUGCACGCUUGAAUGUACAACUACCAAUUUUCUAACAAAAAUAUCAUCCCUCUUAGCUCCAACGCAAUGGCUUCUGGACGAUCUUAAACCUAAAAUUGAAUCACUUUCCGUACCAUUGCCUGCUAACUGGUCAAAUACGUGGCAAUCCGAAAUCUCUCAAAAUUACGUUGCAUUAGAGGUAGUCAGCGAAUCUGCUCGAAUGGAGAUACUCACUGAUACAGCAUCGAUCGGUCCCGUAGAUCUUUUGUCAAAUAUUGGUGGUCAAACAGGUUUAUGGAUUGGUAUAAGUUUUCUAUCGUUGAUGGAAAUCACUGAAAUGCUUUAUCGUCUUAUUCGAUGCAAACUGUAUAAACUUCGAAAAUAA